Molecule: messenger RNA, 2970 nt
Organism: Parascedosporium putredinis
Lineage: Eukaryota; Fungi; Ascomycota; Sordariomycetes; Microascales; Microascaceae
Source: the annotation of a GenBank genome assembly
AUGCCUGUUGUGUCGCCAGAGAAGCUGGCAAGUCUGCAAAAUAAAGCGGAUGAUGUCAGAAACAUUUGUAUUUUAGCUCACGUGGAUCAUGGGAAAACAUCCCUAUCAGACACUCUCUUAGCUACCAAUGGGAUCAUCUCGCCCAAGCAGGCCGGGAAGGUCCGGUACCUGGACUCACGCCCAGACGAGCAACUGCGCGGCAUCACCAUGGAGUCCUCUGCUAUCUCGCUCUACUUCUCAAUGCUCAAGAGGACGAGCCCCGAUGCUGAACCCAUACCUAAAGAGUAUCUUAUCAAUCUAAUCGACUCCCGGGCCACAUCGACUUCAGCAGCGAGGUGUCUACGGCUUCUCGACUAUGCGACGGGGCUGCAAGUCUGGAUCGAGAAAUUGAAGCCACUACUUGUGUUCAACAAGAUGGAUCGCUUAGUGGCAGAGCUCCAGAUGACUCCUGAAGAGGCGUACCAACACCUUAGUCGCCUGCUAGAACAAGUAAAUGCGGUGCUCGGAAGCUUUUUCCAAGGAGAUCGCAUGGUAGAAGACUUGAAUUGGAGAGAAAACGUGGAAAAACGAGUCGCGGCGAAAGAGGCACAAACAACUGCUCAGACCAACGAUCCGCUCGAGUCGCAAUACGAGGAGGCUGAUGAUGAGGAUCUAUACUUUGCCCCGGAGAAGAACAAUGUCAUCUUCAGCAGCGCAAUCGAUGGUUGGGCGUUCACGGUGAGGCAGUUCUCAGCCCUGUAUGAGAAGAAACUAGGCAUCAAACGCGCAAAUCUAGAAAAGGUCCUGUGGGGAAACUUUUAUCUCGACCCGAAGACGAAGAAGCUUCUUGGGCCCAGGCAUCUCAAGGGAAGGCCUUUGAAGCCUCUCUUUGUUCAACUGGUCUUAGAUCCCAUCUGGGCAGUGUACAAAGCAACGACUGGAGGGCCUAACGGCAAGGGUGACCCGGACCUUUUGGAAAAGAUCACCAAAACGCUCAAUGUCACUCUCGCACCCCAUAUCCUCCGGUCUCGCGAUCCGCGCCUUUUGAUGACAACGCUUCGAGAUGCUGUGACCACUUUCAAGAAGGAGAAGUCGGAUCCCGUCGUUGUCUACGUCAGCAAAAUAGUAUCUGUGGCCGAAAGCGAGCUGCCCAAGAACAAGCGCCGUCCAGGACAAAUGAGCAGCGAGGAAGCCCGGGAGCUGGCGAGGAAGAAACGGGUUGAGGCAGCCAAAGCGUUUGCCGCAGAAUCCAACCCAGAAAACGAUUUGCCGAUCGCUCUCGACUCCAUGCAUUUACAUAGCACACCCGAGGAGAAAGUCGAGGAUGUUCAGGUCGAGCCGGAGCAUCUAAUUGGAUUCGCCCGCAUAUACUCUGGAACGCUGUCUGUUGGUGACCAACUCUACGUUGUUCCGCCCAAGUGGUCCCCCGAAGAGGGUAACGUGGCGGAGUUGCAAAAGGUUACUGUGGCCAGCCUAUACAUGUUCAUGGGGCGGAACCUUGAGGAACUAGAUACCGUCCCCGCUGGCGUCGUGUUUGGAAUCGGUGGCCUUGAAGGGCGCAUCCUCAAGUCGGGUACGCUCUGCAGUAUCGCGGAGGGGGCCAUGAACCUCGCAGGCGUUAAUCUCGCCGGGAAGCCCAUCGUCCGAGUCGCCCUCGAGCCAGUGAACCCCGGUGACCUCGACAAGAUGAUUAGCGGUCUCCGCCUUCUCGUACAAAGCGAUCCUUGCGCCGAAUACGAGCAAUUCGAGAGCGGUGAGCAUGUUCUCUUAACCGCCGGCGAGCUGCACCUCGAGCGCUGCAUCAAGGAUCUUCAGGAACGGUUUGCCCGCUGCGAGAUCCAAGUCGGCGCCCCCAUCGUUCCGUACCGCGAGACAAUCGUCCGAGCAGAAGAGAUGAGGCCGCCCGCAAACAAGGACCUCGGCCGUGGAACUAUCGUUGCCUCCACCGGCAUCACACAAGUGACGGUGCGCUUGCACGUCAGGCCUUUGCCGCAAGACGCCUCCGAGUUCCUAGUGAAGCAUGCGCCUACGAUACGCCAACUUUACUCCCGCCUCAAGGCCAAGGAAGAGGCAGCAUCCGGCCAAGGCGACGAGCAGGACAUCGACGACGGGAUCGCCAUAACGAAAGCCAUGUCGUUGGACGACUUCAAGCAGCAGCUCCAAGCAGCGCUUGAGAACGAGCGCACGAGAGAGCGGUCCUGGAAGGGCGUAGUUGACCAAAUCUCUGCCUUUGGCCCACGUCGAACCGGCCCCAACAUUCUCGUCGACGCCACCAAGGACGGCGCCCUCACCCACCUCCUCGACGCCGACAAGAGCCGCGACAGCUCAGAUCAUCCCUUUAGCGACAGAGUUGGCCACGCGUUCCAGCUCGCCACGUUGCAAGGUCCCCUCUGCAACGAGCCUAUGCAGGGCGUGGCCGUCUUCGUCGACGAAAUCGCCGUCACGGGAUCUUCCGGCAACGCCGGCGGCGAGGAGGACCAAGCCACCAACGUCGGCCGCCUGACCGGCGACAUUAUCAAGAUGGUUCAAAAGUCCAUCCACGCCGGGUUCCUCGAUUGGUCCCCGCGCCUCAUGCUCGCCAUGUACAUGGUUGAAGUCCAGGCGUCGAUGGAUGUGCUCGGCCGCGUCAAUGAUGUGCUCACCCGUCGGCGCGGCCGCGUCGUCGACGAGGCUAUGAAAGAGGGCACGCCUUUCUUUACCAUCCAAGCCAUGGUGCCCGCCGCCGAAUCAUUCGGCUUUGCUGACGAGAUGAGAAAGCGGACUAGCGGUGCGGCGCAGCCGCAACUUAUCUUUGCCGGCUUUGAAAUUUUCGACGAAGACCCGCUAUGGCAGCCGUUUACGGAAGACGACCUAGAGGACCUCGGCGAGCUUGCUGAUCGUGAGCUGGUUGCUAAAAAGUACAUGGAUGGAGUGCGGAAGAGGAAAGGCCUCCUCGUUGAAGGUAGGAAUAUGGCUACCAUUGCUACCAAACAAAAGACUCUAAAACGGUGA